CUUGAAUUUCGAAAGAACCUAUCUCUCAUUUCAGAACUCUACAAAGGUGGUACAAGAUGAGGGGCAUCUCUGCUUGGACGACGUCGACACUGCUCGCUGUAGCAGCUCUGGUUACAGCUCAUGGAGAGCCGAAUUUGAAGCAUGAGCACGCCGGAGAUGUAUUUAGGAAACUUCAUCGAAAGCAAUGCUAUCUCGACGGCCCGGCAAGUAAUGGCAGCUCGACUGGAGAGUAUCGAACCGUGGAUGGCGUCGACCUCUACGUCGCCCACCCACCAUCCCGCCACCACAAGAAAACCAAAACAACCCCACCAGCCAUAAUCUACCUAACCGACAUCUUCGGCGUCCAACUCCUCAACAACCGCCUCCUAGCCGACGCCUUCUCCAAAGCCGGCUACCUCACCAUAAUCCCCGACCUCUUCCGCGGCGACCCCGUCCCAGCCAACGCUCUCUCAGACCCCAACUCCAACUUCAACAUCACCGAAUGGCAAACCCGGCACCCCGCCUCCGAAAUCGAAAGCAUCAUAACCUCCACCCUCCGCACCACAACCUCCGAAUACGGCAUCCCCUCAACCAAAAUCGGCGCCGUCGGCUAUUGCUUCGGUGGAAAAUAUAUCGCCCGCUACCUCUCCUCAAACUCAACCCGAGGAAACUUAACCUUCGCAGCAGGUUUCACAGCUCAUCCUUCCAACACUCUACCUUCCGAAUGGGAAGCGAUUGAAAAUCCAAUUAGUAUCGCGUUUGGAGAAUUAGAUGCUUCGAGUACACCAGAGAAUCGCACGAAUAUUGAAGGGAUUUUUAUCGAGGGGAAUAAAACUUUUCAGACGAAUUUGUAUGCGGAUGCGGAGCAUGGGUUUGCGGUGAGGACGAAUUUGACGGAUCCGAAGAAGAGGUUUGCGCAGGAAAGUGCGUAUUUGCAGGCGGUGAGGUGGUUUGAUCAGUGGGUUAAGGAGGAUGAGGAUGAUGAGUGAAUGACGGGAUGAUGAAUGUGUAAUAUUUUCGGGAGGGAAGGUGCGUUGGUGAGAGGAAGGGAGGUCUUGCC
Messenger RNA from Cercospora beticola, 1039 nucleotides. RefSeq names its product dienelactone hydrolase family protein. NCBI's taxonomy places the organism in Eukaryota, Fungi, Ascomycota, Dothideomycetes, Mycosphaerellales, Mycosphaerellaceae. The record is from RefSeq and is a predicted model, not a curated record. Gene Ontology annotation, molecular function: hydrolase activity.